This is a messenger RNA of Salvia hispanica, 2088 nucleotides long. RefSeq names its product calcium-dependent protein kinase 10-like. Gene Ontology annotation, molecular function: ATP binding; calcium ion binding; protein kinase activity. The record is from RefSeq and is a predicted model, not a curated record. NCBI's taxonomy places the organism in Eukaryota, Viridiplantae, Streptophyta, Magnoliopsida, Lamiales, Lamiaceae. Gene Ontology annotation, biological process: protein phosphorylation.
ACAUUUGUUUUUUCAAAUGCGAAAAAUUCAUCAAUUUGACCCGCGUUUUCUCAUCGAAGACUUGUCUUCUGUUUUUAUCUCUUUCUUGUUCGCCAUCGCCAUCGCCAUCGCCAUGCUCUCUUCCUCCGACCACCGCUGACGGCGGCGCCACCACAACCAUGGGAAACUGCAACGCGUGCAUCCGAGCCCCCGAAGGGGCGCCCCCAACGCCAGGCCCCUCCACUCCAAGAGGCAACAAAAAAGCGCGCGAGCGCCACCCCAAUCCCUACGCCCAAUCCCCGUCGCCGGUGCGCGUGCUCAAGGACUUCAUCCCGCGCACCAGGAUCUCCGACAAGUACAUCCUGGGGCGCGAGCUCGGCCGCGGCGAGUUCGGCGUCACCUACCUCUGCACCGACCGCGAGACGCGCGAGGCGCUCGCCUGCAAGUCCAUCUCCAAGAAGAAGCUGCGCACCGCCGUCGACGUCGAGGACGUCCGCCGCGAGGUCGCCAUCAUGUCCAGCCUGCCGGACCACCUCAACGUCGUCAAGCUGCGCGCCACCUACGAGGACAGCGAGGCCGUGCACCUCGUCAUGGAGCUCUGCGAGGGCGGGGAGCUCUUCGAUCGGAUCGUCGCGCGCGGCCACUACAGCGAGCGCGCGGCGGCCGGCGUCGCCCGGACGGUCGCCGAGGUGGUCAGGAUGUGCCACCAGCAUGGGGUUAUGCAUCGCGAUUUGAAGCCGGAGAACUUCCUCUUCGCGAAUAAGAAGGAGAAUUCGGCUCUCAAAGCCAUCGAUUUUGGCUUGUCGGUCUUCUUCAAGCCUGGUGAGAAGUUCUCUGAGAUCGUGGGAAGUCCUUACUACAUGGCGCCGGAGGUGCUGAAGAGAAAUUAUGGACCUGAAGUUGAUAUAUGGAGUGCUGGUGUCAUUCUUUACAUUUUGUUAUGUGGAGUUCCCCCUUUCUGGGCAGAAUCUGAGCAAGGUGUUGCACUGGCAAUCUUGAGAGGAGUGAUUGAUUUCAAGAGGGAACCAUGGCCUCAAGUUUCUGAGACUGCAAAGAGUCUUGUUAGGCAGAUGUUGGAGCCGGAUCCGAAAAAGCGCCUGACUGCCCAGCAAGUUCUUGAUCACCCAUGGAUACAGAACGCAAAGAAAGCUUCGAAUGUUCCACUUGGAGAUGUAGUAAGGGCAAGACUCAAGCAAUUCUCAGUCAUGAAUAGAUUCAAAAAGAGAGCAUUGAGGGUGAUAGCAGAACAUUUGUCCGUUGAAGAGAUAGAAGUAAUUAGAGACAUGUUCGCUUUAAUGGAUACCGACAAUGAUGGGAAGGUUACGUUUGAUGAACUAAAAACUGGUUUAAGGAAAGUUGGUUCUCAGCUGGCUGAGCCUGAAAUGAGGUUGCUGAUGGAUGUGGCUGAUGUGGACGGAAAUGGAGUAUUGGACUAUGGAGAGUUCGUUGCUGUUACCAUCCACUUACAGAGGAUGGAGAAUGACGAACACUUCCGCAGAGCAUUUAUGUUCUUUGACAAAGACGGGAGUGGGUACAUAGAACUAGACGAACUACGAGAAGCUUUAGUUGAUGAGUCAGGAGAGACGGAUGUUGAGGUACUCAAUGACAUCAUGCGGGAAGUUGACACUGACAAGGAUGGGAAAAUUAGCUAUGAUGAGUUUGUUGCAAUGAUGAAGACGGGAACGGACUGGAGAAAGGCUUCGCGACAAUAUUCAAGAGAAAGGUUCAAGAGCUUAAGCCUUAACCUGAUGAAAGAUGGGUCUCUGCAGCUCCAGGAUGGGUUCACAGGUCAAACGGUUGUAGUCUAAAAGGUUUUGAUCACACUAGUCUUGCUCGACUCAAUAUCUUGCGUGGCUUGAAAAUAUGAAGCUUCUCAAGUGCUGGAGCUUCAGGUAACUCAGUUUGGUCCUUUGAGGUGAUGAUGCAUCUUAGUUUCUUUGUGUUGUUGUUAGGGUAUGUUAUUGAUAAAGAUGUCUUUUUUUAUUGUGUUUUUAUCUUGUUCCUUGUAUAUGCAGUGUGCCUUUUGUUAACCACCAUAGUUGAUUUUUUUGUUGAUUGGAGACGUUAUACACUCAUGAUAUUGGAGCUUCCCUACCCUUCAUUGUGCAA